This is a messenger RNA of Salarias fasciatus (jewelled blenny), 1233 nucleotides long. RefSeq names its product LRP chaperone MESD-like. The coding region runs from base 117 to 764 and encodes 215 amino acids. The record is from RefSeq and is a predicted model, not a curated record. Lineage: Eukaryota; Metazoa; Chordata; Actinopteri; Blenniiformes; Blenniidae. The transcript has 3 exons. Gene Ontology annotation, biological process: protein folding.
CUGUGAGGUGAGAACACAUAAAAACUUUUAUCUUGAAGGUUCUUUCCUGGCCACGCCCCCUCCCGUCUCGUGACCGGCAGAUUAAACCAGCCAAUCAUAGCGCACCAUCUGUAAACAUGGCGUCCCCCUUCAGAUGGAGAUGUGCCGCUGUCCUCCUGCUCUGCUCGUAUUUCUUCUGUAUUUCAGCCGCAGACGGAAAAGAGAAGCCUAAAAAGAAGGACAUCCGGGACUAUAAUGACGCGGACAUGGCGCGGCUCCUGGAGCAGUGGGAGGAGGAUGACGACAUCGAGGAGGGCGACCUCCCCGAGCACAAACGGCCCCCGCCUCCCAUCGACUUCUCCAAAGUGGACGCCUCCAAACCUGAGGAGCUCCUCAAGAUGUCCAAGAAAGGCCGCACCUUGAUGGUUUUCGCCACAGUGUCAGGAGAUCCCACUGAGAAGGAGACGGAGGAGAUCACCGGCUUGUGGCAGGGCAGCCUCUUCAACGCCAACUUCGAUAUCCAGAGGUUCGUGGUGGGCUCCAACAGGGUGAUCUUCAUGCUGCGGGACGGCAGCAUGGCCUGGGAGGUCAAGGACUUCCUGGUGUCCCAGGACCGCUGCGUGGACGUGACGGUGGAGGGGCAGGUGUUCCCGGGGAAGGCCGCCAAGAAAGACGACGCCAAGUACAAGAAGCCCAACGAAACGGGGAAGAAGAGCAGGAAGACGGAGAGCAAGGCGCCGGACCUGACGGGGAACAGCGCCGGCAGUCGGAAGCAGGAGCUUUGAUGGAGCUCGUCUCUCCUCCGGGCCUCAGACACGAUCAGCACUAAUCUGUGAACGCUCGCCAGCGGCGCCCUGCGGCAGCUCCGGGAGACGCCGCCGAGGCGGCUGUCAUGGCAGCCAUGUUCCUGGAAUCAGCUUUCCAAGAGCGGGAACAGGAUAAAAUCAACUCUGAUACAUCUCUUCAAUUCUUCCUGAUGUUAGAUUCUCACCAAAUGAAAUCAGAGCACUCUGAAAGGUACUUUAAGCUCUAAUGACUAAACGUGUUUGUUUGUUUGUGCCAACAGUCAUGAUUCCUACAGAAAUGUCUUCUUUCUGCUGUAAUCAUGCAGUUAUUCCAUCCAGUCCCUCUCCGAUUUUUCACACACGCUCACACAGACACACACAGAGCAGUACUUGUGGAUUUGAUAUGAAUGUGACUGUUUGUGUGAUUUUGAUUUUUGUCAAAUCUGAAAAUAAACAUUUUUAUAUUGUA